Molecule: messenger RNA, 2386 nt
Organism: Saprolegnia parasitica CBS 223.65
Lineage: Eukaryota; Oomycota; Saprolegniomycetes; Saprolegniales; Saprolegniaceae
Exons: 6
Coding region: 66-2339 (757 amino acids)
Source: RefSeq, a predicted model, not a curated record
CCGGACCCCGGUCGCGAGUGUUUUUUCGUUGCUGCAGCAGUGCGACCAUAGAUCGAGGAGCGGCGAUGGCUACCGUAUCGGCGAUGGCAGCAAUGGCCAAGCAAGAGCUCCGGAGCAUGAUGGAGAGCGACGAGGCCGACGACAUUGGCUCGGACGCAGCGACGACGAGCAAUGCAUCGGCGCCCUUGAGCCCGUCGCCUGCGCCGACGCGCCGUGCGCGGACGCGGUCGUCGUCCUUGUCGGCCAAGAGCGGCGGGGAAGACAACGACGAGUACGACGCGCACUCGGAGAUGGGCACGCCGUCCAAGGCCCGCCCGCACGCGAUGAGCACCGCCGAGACGAACGGCCUCCGGCGCAACGUCAAGGUCGUGGUCCAGCGCACGGCCGACGUCGAGCAGCGCCUGCCGCAAAUGGUCGACAAGAUUGGCACGAUCGUCGAGACGCCGCGCCAUCCCAACACAUGGUUCCGCGUCCGCUUCGAGAAUGGCAAGGUGCUCACGUUCCGCGCGUCGGGCCUCCGGCCACUCCGCGACGCCCAAGCCGACGGGCUGCAUCUCGACCAACAGCUCGCCGACGACGACGACGACCGUAUGCACGUCGACGACGACGCUGACGCUGACGACGAGAUGCACGACGCCAAGUCGUCCUUCGCCAAGGGCUCGCGCGUCACGCUCAAGCUCGACGACGCGGCCAAGCGCAACAAAGACCUCAAGCCGCUUAACGGCUCGGCCUGCACGAUCCUCGAGGUGCUGCCGUCCGGGUACAAGGUACAGCCGACCAACGACCCGUCCAUGACGCGCAUCGUCAAGCGCAAGCUCCUCCGUCUGCUCGAGGAUGACGCAACUGCGACCGACGACGACGCCAAGAAGAGUGCCACGACCAACGACGAAGCCGACUCGGACGGCGACAACGACGACGACAACGACUACGACCCGAUGUCGUCCAAGGCGGUCGCCGCCGACGCUCGCCGCAAGCCCAAGAAGAAGGACCAGGGCACGUUUCUCUCGGACAUUGACACGGAGAUGUGGAUCGGCCGCCGCGUCCGCAUCAACGUCGGCAAGUACUCGGGGCAGCCGGCGAUCGUCUUGAAGUCGGGCAACGGCUGGGUCCAGCUGCAGGUCGACGACCCCAUGGCCCCCAAGACGGCCAAGCGCGCGUACGAGCUCACGCUGCUCGAAAGCGUCGACGCCAUUGCGCUCCUCCCGCCGUCGUCGAAACCCGACGGCAGCGAGAUUGACGAAACGGGCACCAACGCUGGCGACAGCGACGUGGCCGCCGCGGACGACUCGAACCUCGACUCGCAAGACGACGAGCGCAAGGGCGGCGCGCUCUCCCGGCGCCGCGGCCACUACGGCGUCUCAUGGAUCGAGCGCAAGGUGCUCUUGCCGGCCAACGGCGGCAGCGGUAUCGUCAAGAAGGCGGACCGCGAGACGUGCACGGUCGAGGUCGACAACAUCUCCAAGACGCUCAAGGUCUUUCGCAAGUCGGACCUUGUCCUUAUGGAAGAAGACGUGGUGCAGCGCAGCCGCCGCACGACGACUACCAACGGCAACAACCGCAACGCCAAGGGCCUCCACCUUCCCGAAGGCGCCGUCCUCAUGGGCAUCACGUCGACGCGGUACGCCAUGUUCCAGGACCAAGUCAAGAAACACGUGAUGCGGCGACGGGACAAGAUCAAGCACCGUCCGAACCUUCGCGACUGGCAAGCGGCCCUCGACAUGCAGUACACGCAGGUCACGGACCUCCACGACGAGCUCUCGCCGACGAUCGACCUCUUCUUGGUGGCGUCCUGCACGCUCUGCGGCGUCGAGAAGGAUCUGGACGGAAGCUGCUGGAACGAAGCAUGUCCGCGCUGCUCGGUGUGGAAUCCACUUGCGCCGGCCUCGCUCGCGUACAGCCGUCUGCCCAAGGUGCCACUUUUGGACCCGCGCACGAACCGAACGCUCCACGCCGACGCCACAGACCAUGUCACGGUGCUUCGUGUCGAGCCCGAGCCGCCGUUGCCGGUCGUGGUCGACGACGACGCGUCACUCCUCAAGCGCAAGCGCGUCGAUGACGCGGACGUGGUCACCCAAGACGCGCCGGUUGCCCAGCCCCCGAAGAAGCAGCCAAUCAAUGUGGUGUUUCGAGAGCAGCAGAUGAAGAAGCCGGUCGUGGCGUCGCCGCUCAAGCCAUUGCCGACACCGCCCAUGACGACGUCGCUCAGCAGCAGCAGCAACAUGAUCAGCAACCUGAACAACAACAACAGUCCCAAGCCCGCAAUAGUACCGACGACGACGGCGCUGCCAACGGCCUCCUUUCGCCCGCAGUACGAGUCGGUCUUUGGGAAGAAAGGAUAGUAGGUAGCUCGCCGAGGCUGUAAGUACAAAUACAUAAUCUCGCUCGA